This is a messenger RNA of Pseudoliparis swirei, 2663 nucleotides long. RefSeq names its product zinc finger, AN1-type domain 5a (gene zfand5a). Lineage: Eukaryota; Metazoa; Chordata; Actinopteri; Perciformes; Liparidae. The record is from RefSeq and is a predicted model, not a curated record. The transcript is spliced from 6 exons. Gene Ontology annotation, molecular function: zinc ion binding; DNA binding. Bases 258 to 929 code for a protein of 223 amino acids.
AAGGAACGGGAGACGGAGAGAGGAAGAGAGAGAGGUAGGAGGGCGAGGAAGGGAGAAUCAACCCCACCUAGACCCGUCUGACACGAAGGACACCGACACACAGACACACAUAGAAAGAGUCACGGACCAGGACCCGAAACCCGAGACCUUUUUUCUUCUGCCAGGACAAACGGCCACUUUCCCCCCCGUCGUCUCGCGAGAAACUUCAUCGUUUUUUAGCAGGUGAUGAUCUUGGAUUAUUGCUUUUUUUCUUAAGGAUGCAUUUUGAAGUGAGCUCAGCUUGUCGAGCAAUGGCCCAACAGACGAACCAGAGCCAGGUGCCCAUGCUUUGUGCCACAGGCUGCGGUUUCUUUGGCAACCCAAGAACCAAUGGUAUGUGCUCCGUAUGCUACAAGGACCACCUGACACGGCAGCAGAGCAGCGACCGCAUGAGCCCCCACAGCCCUAUGGUCUGUUCUCACCUAGGCUCGGCUGGUAGUCUUACCUCAGAGGCCUCAGCCAUCCAGAGACUAGAAGCCAGUCUCGCCAGGGUUGAUGCCUCCCCUGCCUCGUCACCAGUCAUGUCUAGAACUGUUCAAGGAUCUCUUCCUGUGACCCAACAAAUGACAGAGAUGAGCAUCUCGAGAGAGGAGCCAGAACCCUUAGAGCCUGUUGUAAACCAGCCUGCUGCUUCUAGCCCUUCUCCUGUAGCUUCUUCCAGCAGUGAAGAAGGCAAGGGUGACACCCCAAAACCCAAGAAGAAUAGGUGCUUCAUGUGCCGCAAAAGGGUGGGCCUUACAGGGUUCGACUGUCGCUGUGGCAACUUGUUCUGUGGCAUCCACCGGUACUCCGACAAGCACAACUGUCCCUACGAUUACAAGGCUGAGGCUGCCGCCAAGAUCCGUAAAGAGAACCCUGUGGUGGUGGCUGAGAAGAUCCAGAGAAUAUAGAUUUUACAAAACAGAAGCAGCAACAAUGACAACACCGUUAACAAAGACUGGAGAAUGAGUGUGAACCUUUUUGAAAGGAGCACUGACAAGAGUGACGAAGUGAGGAUCGAAAGGACUUGAUUUACAAAAUUACAACCUCAAGAAAAUGAUGGAGAAAAAAAGAAAAAAUCAAAACAUCCUGUCUGAGGGAGAUGCAUGAAUGAUCACUUUCCUCUUUAUUUUGAUUAAUUCAUUAGUUUGUUUUAUCCUACUUUCUGUGGUGUAACUUUGCGGCUGUUCAGUCCUCUUUUUUUAAUUAAUAAUAUGUGUUGUCUUAUUAAGAGCAGCCCAAGCUAACUGUCCAGGAUAUGGUGUGCUCCUCUCUCCCAAACCAGGCGCCAUUUUGUGCCAAACCGUAGACAGCCAUUUUACUAAGACCCUGUCGUGUGUCAGACACGAGCACGUCUUUCAAAGCAUUCAGACUACACAGUAACAGUCCACACGAGUUGCGUCCCUUAACCUUUGAACGUCUUGUGCUCCGUUGGUACUGGAGAACCGUACAACUGUCCCCCACCAUGCACAAGGGGCUUUGUUACUUUGUCUCUGUCUUCCCUAGCUUUACCUACCUCACAGCUGCUAUGUUAAGCUUAGUUGUCUUCCCUUUUACUUUGUUUUCAUCAGCUUCGACCCCAGCAGAACCAUGGAUCAUCUUGAUAGUCAGCCUCAGUGACCCUCUGAUCAGCAUGACUGUGUUGACUUUGAUUGGUUUGAUUGUGAUGAGGCUGUUUCCAUUAUGGCUGGAGGUAUCAUGCUAGACAGGGACAAACAAAUUACUCCCAAGUUUCACUGAAUCUAAACAUUUUCAAAAGACGUGAUGGGUAAAGGUCUGAACUGGUCUGAGCUCCUGGUGCAGGGCUGUGUGUACUGAUGUAUGGCCUGAGAGGAAGGAUGGCACCCUUCCCUUGCAGGCCUGGUCGGUAGAUUAAGCAUCAAUAUUGUAGGAGCAUGAAUGAAUGGGAUAAAUGCAUGAGUUACUCUUCAUCUGCGUUAGUGUUUCAGAAAUAGGGUUUUACACAUUUUAUUUGCUCAGAGACAAUUAUCUGUUUGUUUUAUUAGUUUUUCUCUCUUCCAUUGAUAUUGUACUGAUGUUAGCGCAUGCAUUAAGUGCAUUUGUGGAAUUAGGGUAUGUGAACCAUGAUUUUUUUUCCUUAUUUUAAAUAUGCUAACAGAACAUUCAUGUGAGCACAGUGAGUGUGUGUGUGUGUGUGUGUGUGGUUCCCCAACCUUUUUGUCUGUGGAGCUAUCCGGUUUAUCAGCACAUGUUUACAGAACUACAGGAGCAUGCCAGAGCUAGAUUUAUGAAAAAUAAUAGAUUACAAGAUUAGAUGUAACUUCUCAUCUUCCCAACAGCUAUUUGUCUGUAUGACUGCUUUAGAGCACCAUAUAGGUGUGUGUGUGUGUGUGUGUGUGUGUCUGUUUUCAUGGCUGCCUGACACAUUGAAGCCCAUGUAUGUUUGUGACUUGUGUUAAUCCCUUGUUUUCUCCCCCUGUGAGGAUGUUUGAUUGUUUUCAUUUAAAAGACAAUUGUAUGUAUCCGUUUUGAAUUUUUCCUUUCCGAUUCUUAGUUAUAUGCAAAUUUGUACAAAAAAUGAAAAAACAACAAACUGUUGAUAUUUAUGUAUUACAUAUAAUCUUGCUAUCCAGCAUUACGACAGACUAGUAUCAUGUAAAUAAAACUGUACAGAGAGACAUUAA